Molecule: messenger RNA, 1321 nt
Organism: Cajanus cajan (pigeon pea)
Lineage: Eukaryota; Viridiplantae; Streptophyta; Magnoliopsida; Fabales; Fabaceae
Gene: SOS4
Product: pfkB-like carbohydrate kinase family protein
Biological process (GO): pyridoxal 5'-phosphate salvage
Cellular component (GO): cytosol
Molecular function (GO): pyridoxal kinase activity
Source: RefSeq, a predicted model, not a curated record
UUGAAUUAUAAUAAUAUGAAUGAAUGAAUGUAAACGCAGAAGUUGGCUGGUUCAGCGUCGAACAGUGUUCCAUGCUGUUACAGCCUCCACGACUCACACAUCCAUCCAACUACAGAUUUUCCCGAGAAACUCGCAUUUUACGGGCCACAAACUCCAGGAAUCCGCACAUGGCGCCUCCAAUCCUCUCCCUCGCUCUUCCCUCGGACACCGGUCGGGUUCUCAGCAUUCAAUCUCACACCGUCCAGGGGUAUGUUGGCAAUAAAUCUGCUGUCUUCCCUCUGCAACUACUGGGAUAUGACGUGGAUCCAAUUAAUUCCGUGCAGUUUUCGAAUCAUACAGGAUACCCGACAUUUAAGGGUCAGGUUUUGAAUGGACAGCAACUCUGGGAUCUAAUAGAAGGCCUUGAAGGAAAUGAUUUAUUGUUCUAUACUCACUUGUUAACAGGUUAUAUUGGUUCAGAGUCUUUUCUAAAUGCUGUAUUGCAAGUUGUCAGCAAACUUCGGUCAAAAAACCCAGAGCUUACUUAUGUAUGUGAUCCAGUGAUGGGUGAUGAAGGAAAGCUUUAUGUUCCUCAAGAGCUAGUAUCAGUCUAUCGUGAGAAGGUUGUUCCAGUGGCUUCAAUGUUGACACCCAACCAGUUUGAGGCAGAACUACUGACAGGCUUCAAGAUUCAAUCUGAAGGACACGGUCGAGAGGCCUGUAGGUUUCUCCAUGCAGCUGGGCCCUCAAAGGUCAUAAUUACUAGUAUAAAUAUAGAUGGGAAUCUUCUCCUGAUUGGCAGUCAUCAAAAAGUAAAGGGAGAGCCUCCCAGACAAUUUAAGAUCCUGAUUCCAAAAAUACCAGCUUAUUUUACGGGAACAGGAGAUCUCAUGACUGCACUUCUUCUUGGUUGGAGCAAUAAAUACCCAGACAACCUUGAGAUUGCUGCAGAACUUGCUGUGUCAAGCUUGCAGGCAGUUUUGCAUAGGACACUCAGUGACUACGAAAAUGUUGGACAUGAUUUUGAGUCAACCAGUUUAGAGAUCAGAUUAAUUCAAAGCCAGGAUGAUAUUCGCAGUCCACAAGUCAAACUUAAAGCUGAAUUAUACAGUUAAAUUGGUGGUAUGAUUUGAACAUGUAUGUAUUUGCCUGUAUUAUUAAUUAUUAUAUUUUUUUAAAGAAAAUUGAAGUUACAAGAACUUUAGAAAAAAGUUCAUCUGUCUCCUAUUUAUUGAUCAAUUAUAGAAAUUGAAGAGUUCUUAAAAGCUAACUUUACUAUGUACUAAUGUGACCUAUUUUGUUGUGUUUGGUAAAAGGUUAAAUAAAGAAUAACUAGUCUGAA